This is a messenger RNA of Loa loa (African eye worm), 426 nucleotides long. RefSeq lists its product as hypothetical. The transcript has 3 exons. Lineage: Eukaryota; Metazoa; Nematoda; Chromadorea; Rhabditida; Onchocercidae. The record is from RefSeq and is a predicted model, not a curated record. Bases 1 to 426 code for a protein of 141 amino acids.
AUGACAUCGAUUAUAUCAACUCUAAAGCAUCCGUUUUUGAUAACAACAGUAUCCUGUGAAAACGACAUAUUUUCUGAAUUCCUGAAAAGUUCUCAUUUAGAAGACUCUAUUGAUAAUACUGAAAACUGUGGAAAUCCAUCCGAUGAAAUCGCCACCCGAAUUCUAUUUCAAUCGUUACCAUUUGCAUUGCUGAAAGCAGUGACCAUAAAUAGUUUAGAGCACUACCAACAGCCAACAUCACCUUUUGAAAUUAAAAAAGAUAUCGAACAACUGAAAGCAGAACAAAAUUCUACUGCUGCAAUAAUUAUACUUGUUCUUGAAGAAAAUCGAAAUAACGAUAAGCCUUAUCCAUUAGCUGAUAGGAUAGAAGAUGGAACACGAAACUGUGACAUCUUUGAUACUUCCAUUCUGAAUCUCGAUCCUUAA